AUGGCCGCCCGAUUGACGGCCACUGCGCUGGCCCCUAUAAGAACGGCUUCGCACUCUCUUUGUGUUGGUCGUCAGCUCAGGAACCCUCUGUCCCGGGAUCAGCAAAUACGAGGAAUCGCACACUCGUAUUUGCUCAAGGUCGCUGAAGGAGAAAAGCGCUGGAAAGAGAGGGCGAAACAGAUCCAGGAUGGAGAGCUGCGGCACGUGUGGGACAUUUUGGACGAGCGAGGAUACAUCAAGGAUGUGGCAGGAGACCCCGACAGAAUCAAGGAAAUCAUGCGAGUCAAGCGAAUUGGCGCGUACGUCGGAAUCGACCCAACAGCCGACUCUAUGCAUGUAGGCCACAUGCUAGCACUCAUGCCUCUCUUCUGGCUGUGGUUCCAUGGCCAUCCUGCCGUGACGCUCAUCGGUGGCGCGACAGCAAGAAUCGGCGACCCCACCGGCCGCUUAACAAGCCGUCAGCAGCUAUCCAACGCGGACAUAUCAAAAAAUAUCACCAAGUUACAUUACCAAUUGACAAAGCUGUGGCACAAUGUCAUUCAGAUGCGAAUCAAAUACGGCUAUAGCGACGACUGGGCAGCCAAGAGACAUCUGCUCAAUAACAACAUGUGGCUUGGAGGUCUGACGACGUACGACUUCAUAAAAAGACUGGCGAGGCACACCCGGAUCGGUCCUAUGCUGAGUCGCGAUACGGUCAAGCGCAAAAUGUCAGAGGGCGACGGCAUGUCCCUGGGCGAAUUCAUGUAUCCCUUGAUGCAAGGAUGGGACUUUUGGCACAUGUACAGCAAGAUUAACAUUCAGAUGCAAAUCGGCGGUUCUGACCAGUACGGCAACAUUGUCGCGGGAAUUGACGCACUCAAGACGAUUCGAGAAACAGAGGAAGCACCGUAUGCGCGCAUGGAGACGGGAUGGCAGCACGAGCCCGUUGGCUUCACGGUACCGCUGCUCACGGAUUCCGCUGGUAACAAGCUUGGAAAGAGCGAAGGCAAUGCCAUUUGGCUAGACGAAUUCAAGACAAGUGCCUUUGAUCUGUACGGCUACUUUAUGUGCCGUCCCGACGAAGAGGUAGAGAAACUACUGAAGCUCUUUACCUUUUUGCCCAUGGACAAGAUCGAGUCCGUCAUGGAGCAACAUAAAGCGGACCCCACGAAGCGCAUCGCGCAGCAUAAUCUGGCCUUUGAGUUUGUGUCUUUAAUUCACGGAUCGCAAAAGGCUCUAGUAGAAGCGCAGCAGCAUCAGUAUCGCUUCGGUGGCCAACUACCUCAUAUUACCAAGGAACCAGAACCAAGCAGCGGUCUCAUUAGCGCCAAUACGCGUCCGCGAAGCGACAUCAGGCUCCCGCGCUCCGUCAUGCAGCUGUCGCCCGCCAGACUGCUGUUCGCGGCUGGCCUGGCCCCCACCGCCGUCGAAGGUCAGCGACUGGUCAAGCAGCAGGGCGCGUACGUCGCCGCGCAGCCCGGCCAGAAGCGCGGCCUCGUGCCCGGUAACCUGAACUGGACGCCGAUGAAGAUGUGGUACCCCGAGGAGACGGCCAAGUUUUUGCUCGACGACCGGAUGCUAAUCCUGCGCAAAGGCAAGCACAAUGUGCGCAUCAUUGAGCUCAUGGACGACGACGAGUGGAAGGCGAGCGGGCAGACGUACCCGGGCGAGCCGUACACGGGCCAGGUGCGCCGCAUGAAGCAGGAGAUUAUCGCGCAGGCGGCCGAGCGCGGCGAGACACUGACCAUGACGCAAGUCAACAAGAUGCUCAAGAAAAAGGGCCGCGAGGCACGUCUCAAGGUGGCCAACAACCCGGAGAUUGAAAUGCCCAGCAAACUCGAGAUGCGCGAGCGGGCUAAGCAGACGCGCAUGCACAAGGAUGAGGAGAAGGCGGAGAAGAGGGCAGGGAAACCCAAAAGCGGAGAAGACUUUGACUGGUGA
Molecule: messenger RNA, 1920 nt
Organism: Beauveria bassiana ARSEF 2860
Lineage: Eukaryota; Fungi; Ascomycota; Sordariomycetes; Hypocreales; Cordycipitaceae
Product: tRNA synthetase class I
Exons: 2
Coding region: 1-1920 (639 amino acids)
Biological process (GO): tyrosyl-tRNA aminoacylation
Cellular component (GO): mitochondrion; cytosol
Molecular function (GO): ATP binding; RNA binding; tyrosine-tRNA ligase activity
Source: RefSeq, a predicted model, not a curated record